GACUCGAUUUUACGUACCGGUAGGUUUACGUUCUUGACUAAUUUCUGCUUUAAUAACAAAUGUCUGUUGUUGGCAACGCUUAUUAAGGGCGCAAAUAAAACAAACCUACUUCGCGGGCGAAGGACAAAAUUAAGUUACAUUUUACAUUGAAUAAAAGGAGUUUAAUUGAUUUUCCAAAUAUGUCACGGAGGAAGCUGCCGCAAGACAAUAUUCCAGCCCCAACAUCUUUUAGUGGAGACUCAAAACUUACAAUAAAUGCAUUGCAACAGUUUGCUGCCAGAAAGAAACGUUGUCUUGCAUCGCAGCCGACGGAAGAGUGUUCAAAAGUGUUUACUGUGCCUCCAGAAACUACAUUGCAUUCCAAAAGCUCUGAGACAAAGCAAUCAAUUUGGAGUCGGUUUUACACACUUGAGUGUAAGUUAAAUAACGAUUUGCAAAACAUUUUAAAACCACCUGGUAUUACUCAUGUCUACAAUCCUGUGGAAUAUGCUUCGAGUAUACAUUGCGCCUACUUGGAAAAGUAUUUGGAUGGUCCGAAACGUGUUGUGUUUGUUGGUAUGAAUCCAGGGUCGAAUGGGAUGGGCCAAACUGGGGUGCCGUUUGGUAAUAUCUUGACUGUUCGUGAUGAAAUGGGCUUGACAGGUUCAGUUCAGCAACCUCCUUCGAUACAUGCAAAGCGGCCAGUAUCAGGAUUGGAGUGCAAUAUCGAAGAACCCAGUGGUGUACGAAUUUGGAGUUUGUUUAAAAAGUUGGCGGGUGGAUCAUUAAAUAAUUUUGGUCGCCAAUGUUUUGUACAUAACUUUUGUCCGUUAAUUUUUUACGAUAGUGCCGGACGCAAUAUUACACCUAGUGAGUUAAAAGGUGAUUAUAAAGCAAAAAUUGGAAAAGCAUGUUUAGAUGUACUGGACUUGGAAUUAGACUUGUUAAAAACGGAAAUUUUGGUGGUGAUCGGAUCGUACAUGCACGACAUGGUAAAACGUUCUCGCCAUGCGAGUAGUUUGAAAAUAUGUAAGCUUCCUCAUCCGAGCCCCCGUUCUUUGAAUAAUCAUAAUUGGCCCGAAAAGGCCGAGAAACUUCUUUACGAAUUUGAUCUCAUAAAAUAUAUCGGCGAUGAAGUGUAGCAUUUAUGCUAGUUAUUCGGGUCUUUUGCUAAAUCACACAUUGUCCAAUUUUUGGCAUGCCUGUUGAAAAGAAAUCUAUGAAUCCGAAUUGCACCAAUGUUUAUCGGACUCAAUAAUGACAAUAA
Molecule: messenger RNA, 1246 nt
Organism: Rhagoletis zephyria (snowberry fruit fly)
Lineage: Eukaryota; Metazoa; Arthropoda; Insecta; Diptera; Tephritidae
Gene: Smug
Product: Single-strand-selective monofunctional uracil-DNA glycosylase
Biological process (GO): base-excision repair
Molecular function (GO): single-strand selective uracil DNA N-glycosylase activity; oxidized pyrimidine nucleobase lesion DNA N-glycosylase activity
Source: RefSeq, a predicted model, not a curated record